Molecule: messenger RNA, 1221 nt
Organism: Pieris macdunnoughi
Lineage: Eukaryota; Metazoa; Arthropoda; Insecta; Lepidoptera; Pieridae
Source: the annotation of a GenBank genome assembly
AUGGAAAUGGUUUCGGAAGCUAAGGUUAAUGGAAAUGAUGCACCUUCUGAGGUGCUGCCGGCUUUGGCUGAGAAGCCUGUUGGCUUACCACCUGGUAAGUACUCUCUUGUGGGUUGGGACAUGGACACUACUGGCCGAAGACUUAUUGAUGAGAUAUGUCAAAUAGCAGCAUAUACCCCUAAGCAAACAUACUCUCAAUAUAUAAUGCCUUAUGGUGACUUGAAUCCUGGAGCAAGACGUCGGCACAAUGUAAGAGUUGUUACUGUUGGACGGUAUCGGAUGCUUAAAGAUACUAUAACUCAUAAGAUAUUAAAGACAAAGUCUGAAGUGUCAGCCUUAACAGACUUCCUAGACUGGCUGGAGAAGGAGAAAGGAGAUGGCAGUGUCAUACUUAUAUACCAUGAACCUAGACGUCUUAGCCCCACAAUGUUGCUUGAGGCUUUAACUCGUUACAAGUUGUUGGACCGUUUCAAGACCAUAGUAGCAGGUUUCACAGACAGUUAUGCCUUGGCUGCCGAGAAAUGUAAAGCAACAGUGAAGUCUGUUUCUCUACGGGUACUAGCUCGAGUACUUUUAGAUGCAGAUACAUUGUCUGUUGAUAGUGCACUUGAUAGAGCUUCAACAGCCUAUCGGAUUGUUGAGCAUUUGUCACAAAGUGAACAGCAAGAAGUAGGUGGUGGUGGUGAGGGUAUUUCAGCCAGUGAAGACAUGGUAGAGACAGCCCGGGCCUGGGCGCGACCUGUACAUACAGAGCUUGAGGCACUUGAUAAGCUUAAAAAGCUGCUGGAAAGACAGAACACUUUCCGUCCGGUAUUUGCGCCACUCCUUCGUCUGGCGCGACCCGAACGCAAGCGUGUCACUCAGCUAAGACGGCUGUUAGCCGACGCCGGCUUGCUCUAUGACCACCUCAAAGAUGCUUGGCAGGAACAGCAGGUUUCAGGUUUAGAAACACAAUUGUCGGCACUUUCCGUAUCAGCAAAGGAAGAAGACAUAAAGGAGUUGAUAGAUAUAUUUGAUCGCCACUUUGAUCCAGCCAAAGAACCCAAGUCACCUAAACCAAGGGUCAACAAAAAUAGAACAACAUCUUCGGCUGGUGAAACAGGUGAGGCAGAGGGUAGCACCAGCGAAUCCCAGAAGAGCUCUGAGCAAAACUCUCCAGUCAAGACUAAUGAUGCGACUGCAAAUUUGGAUCAACAAAAAGAGGCGGUGGUCGCAAACUAA